Boeremia exigua is the source of this 900-nucleotide messenger RNA. RefSeq lists its product as uncharacterized. The coding region runs from base 324 to 680 and encodes 118 amino acids. The record is from RefSeq and is a predicted model, not a curated record. The transcript has a single exon. NCBI's taxonomy places the organism in Eukaryota, Fungi, Ascomycota, Dothideomycetes, Pleosporales, Didymellaceae.
CCGUGCAACUACAUGCCGUUUCGUAACGGCAUCAUUGUUAACUCCAGCGCGUCAAGUCCUACAGCUCUUCAUGUCUAGACCAGAUGAAGAGAGUCUCCAUCAUCUUGACGGCUGUUGCUUCUGUGAUUGCCGUGGGUCCGAGAACUACAAGAUCGAUCUCUCGCUCAAUCUUGAGUUGCUCCAACUCCUUCAUGGCUUCAAUGGCUAGUUGCUUCACCUCGCAACUCCUCUGGAAUCUUCUCAACAGCUUUUGAUGCUUCUGUUCUUUCGCGUUCCUUUUCGGCCCGGCUGCAUGCUCUCCUCGUGCAAUCUCCAUAACCUGGAUGGUAGUCUUGAUGUUGCGCUUCAUCUCAAGCCACUUCUGCUGUAUCUUGUCUUCUCUGAUUAUGUUCGGAAAAUACAUCUUCUCCUCUGGCCGUGGAACUGAACGCUUCUUCAGUUGGCCUUCUCGCGGGCCAGGAUCAGAAUGCGUAGACGCUUUAUUAGCAAGAGUCCACCCUUCGAUCCUGAACAUCAUUGGUGAAUGUUCUGCUACCGCGCAGCUGCCUCUGCGCGAGAAAGCGUUGCAGUCCGUGCCUCUUGCAUCUUCAAUGGAAGGCUUGGAUCGGCGGCGUGGAAUUCGAAGACUGAUACAGCAAUCCUUCUGCAUUUCGAGGAUGUUUGAAAGACAAACCGCGUAGGUGGGCGAGAUCUGUGAUUCGGAAAGAUCGAGCACCAAGCCGCCGGCUUCUACGUCCUUGGGCUUAGUCGGCAUCGCGGUGACAGUCAUGUUGUGCUUGCGUACGGAUGAUGUCGAACUAAAGUGUUCUUGGGGAUGGUGACGAGGUUGGUAUGACUGAUUGUAGUGAAGGGCGUUUGCUUGUGAAUGAGCCAAACGGCAAACUCUGUCAACAAAGUGAA